AUGGAAACAUCAUUGGUUUUCUUUUCUCAAUUAAAUAUGUGUGAACCAAAAGAAAAAACUUUUUUCAAGUUAAUAUAUGGUUCGGGAAAAGAAGAAACAAGCAAAGAAGCCAAAAUCAGAGCUAAGGAAAAAAGAAAUAGGCUAAGUCUUCUUGUGCAGAAACCUGAGUUUCACGAAGAUACUCUUUCCAGCAGAUCUGGGCAAUUGGCCAAAGAAACAAGAAUCUCUCCUGAAGAAGCAGUGAUAUGGGGUGAAUCAUUUGACAAACUGCUUUCCCAUAAAGAUGGACUGGAGACUUUUACCAGAUUUCUUAAAACUGAAUUCAGUGAGGAAAACAUUGAAUUUUGGAUAGCCUGUGAAGAUUUCAAGAAAAGCAAAGACCCUCAACAAAUAAUUCAUAAAGCAAAAGCAAUAUAUGAGAAAUUUAUACAGAAUGAUGCUCCACAAGAGGUUAACCUUGAUUUUCACACCAAAGAAAUCAUUACCAGAAGCAUCACCCAACCCACCCUCCACAGUUUUGAUGCCGCACAAAGCAGAGUGUAUCAGCUCAUGGAACAAGACAGUUACACACGUUUUCUGAAAUCUGACAUCUAUUUAGACUUGAUAGAAGGAAGACCUCAGAGACCAACAAAUCUUAGAAGACGAUCACGUUCAUUUACCUACAAUGAAUUCCAGGAUGUAAAGUCAGAUGUUGCCAUUUGGUUAUAA
Balaenoptera ricei (Rice's whale) is the source of this 708-nucleotide messenger RNA. RefSeq names its product regulator of G protein signaling 18 (gene RGS18). The record is from RefSeq and is a predicted model, not a curated record. Lineage: Eukaryota; Metazoa; Chordata; Mammalia; Artiodactyla; Balaenopteridae. Bases 1 to 708 code for a protein of 235 amino acids. The transcript has 5 exons.